Cryptomeria japonica (Japanese cedar) is the source of this 468-nucleotide messenger RNA. RefSeq lists its product as uncharacterized. The record is from RefSeq and is a predicted model, not a curated record. The coding region runs from base 1 to 468 and encodes 155 amino acids. The transcript has 3 exons. NCBI's taxonomy places the organism in Eukaryota, Viridiplantae, Streptophyta, Pinopsida, Cupressales, Cupressaceae.
AUGACGAAUAGGUUGAAACCUCUUAUGAAUUCCAUCAUCUCAGAGGAGCAGAGGACGGGCUUUGUCCCUGGCUGUUCAAUUCUGGAUGGGUCUAUAUUUCGUAAGGCACUCAGACUUAACUCCACAUACAGUGGCAGACCAGAUCUGACGCAGGCAUUUGGAUUCAGUAGACAAUGGAUUAAUUGGAUUUAUGAAUGCUUAUCAACACCAAGAUUUGCUAUUCUUGUCAAUGGUAAACCGGAAGGUUUUUUCUCAUCCUCAAAGGGCAUUCGUCAAGGAGAUCCAAUUUCCCCUUUCCUCUUUAUUAUUAUGGCAGAAGCAUUGGGAAGAGCUAUAAAGUCAAGGCAUGCCAGCAAGUUUUUGGAAGGAAUCAAGAUAACUACCAACUUUGUUGCCACGUACCAGCAAUUCGCUGAUAACAACCUUCUACUUGGCACAGAAAGAUCUAAGGAAGCAGCCCAGUUUUAG